AUAAAAGCUCGAGGAGGUAAGUGUGUGUUUAUAGCAUCGUGUCAAAUAAGAAACGAAUAAAAACCAUCUCAUCCCAGGAAACUGACUCUUGGACAUGGUUUAUCGUAAUAAUAACUACCUAAAAUAAUAAACACGUUUGGAGAAACUGUAUUUGAAGAGAAGAUUAGUGUCAUUUUAAUGAAAAGUGCGGGACUUAUGAUGACCUGUAGCCAUAAUAGCCAGCCACAAGGGGUCUCACUUUGACUGAAUGUUAUGUCCUUCACAAACUCUGUGGUCCUCACUCAUCAUGCUCAUCGUCACGCUGUCAUCACUCUCUGUCGUGUUCGCAUGCUAAAAGCCUAUAUCACCUCCCGCCCCUGACCAGGUACGGUAACUGUUCACGUUACUGUCGUUCAAAAUGUCCAACGAAUCGGCGUUAGCCGAGAGCAUCGGCAGAGCCGUCCUGGCGGCUAUUCAAAAUGUUUCAACAAUGACAACAACCGCCUCGGGGCCACCACAGGCCACCUCAGCUCCCACCACUUACAAUUACACACCGGGGCCAGCCACACCCACCACCUCCACUGGGACAUCAUACCGCUCGGUUCCCUUUCCAUCAGUUCAUCAAAGGACUGCUACACACUCACGUUUUGGCAGGAAAAACAAAGCCUGCAAACACUAUACAAGAGAUGUUGUGUGCUUGCCUUUUUCGUCAGCAUCAACAUUCCGCAUUCCAAGGGGAGACUCAAGAGCAAAUUUAGCACGAGAUGGCCUUAUUGGGAAGAUCUCCUUUACAUCUGACUGGUCUGAAGCACAACUUAAAGAAGAAAUGAGUGCCAUUUUCAGAAGAACGUUUGCAUUGUCUAUGGGCCAGUCCUUCCCAUUUGAGUAUUUGAGUACAGUCAAGGGAUGCAAAAGACUAAUGAAACCAAACGUCUCAAGCAGUUUUCUGUGGGGUGGAAAAGAAGUUGCCUCGAUUAGUUCAGCCUCUUGUCUCUAUAUAAUGGCAUUGAUAAGCAAACCUUUACAGGAACCUGAGGAACUCUCCGAUAGUGACCUUGAAAGUCCUGUGGGCUUGAGAAGGAGAGUUCAUACAGUGUCACCUUCCACAAGUGAAAGUGAGCUCAUCAGUCAAGGUAGUGAAAAUGAAAGAAUGCAAGAAAGUCCAUCACAUCAAAGAAUGCUGAGUACAGUUCCUUCAUCACAGAGGGAAAGUGAGGCCAGAUGUCAGGAGACAGAGAGCAGCACUCAAGAGAGUGAAAGUCAGGGCCAGGCAGAGGACCUGAGACAAGUGUUUCCUUAUAAUGUGGCAGAAUUUGUCCCUGUUUAUCUGGAGGAAGAUGAGGCUCUUGAAGAGGCAAUUCAGCGUAGUCUGCUAGAAGAGUGGGAUGUACCUGCUGUUAAUACUUUAAAGUCAUCUGAAAUGCUGAGCAAAGAAGAAAUUGCAGGUCUUCUACAAGCUCACAGUGAGAGAGUUAUUACAUCGGGAACAAGACAGAUCUAUAUCAGUCGAGCCAAUGUUUGGACCACAGCCUUGCGUGUGUUUAAAAGACCCAGUUUUGCAGAAAGCUGUGACAAGCUCUAUGUCACAUUUACAAGCGAUGAACAUGAUGCUGUGGAAGAUGCUGCUGACCUUGGGGGUCCCAGACGAGAGUUUUUCCGUUUACUGGUGAAGGCUAUCUUCCAGGACAGUGGAGCUUUUGAAGGCACACCAAAUGGAUGCACACCAAGACUGAACAUGCUCCACUUGCAAAAUGGAGUGUAUCGAACCAUUGGCAGGAUGAUGUCAACAAUAAUAGUGCAAGGGGGUGAACCACCUGCAUUCCUGUCCCCAAGUGUAGUGGACUACAUUGUGUCUGGGGACAUCCUUCAAGUUCACGUGUCACCUGAUGAUAUAGGUGACCCUGAUUUAAGGGAAAACCUCAAUAAGGUUCAACAUGCAACCUUGCAGGAUGAUUUGGAGAAAGCUGUCAGCUGCUGUGACUCAUGGCGAUAUCAAGUAGAGGGGCUUCCAGUCGUAGUCACCAUGGCCAACAGAGAUCUGUUUGUGAAAAAUGCAGUUCUAUAUCAUACUGUUGUGCAACGGCAGAGCUGUCUUGAUCAACUCAUUGAUGGCUUGUCUCACUAUGGAGUUUUAUCACUCCUGAGAGAGAACCCCAGCUUGCGUGUGCUGCUUAACAUACCAGGAGAGGACAAAGGUCAAGAAGCUGAUUUUGUAGCUGGUAUUCUCAAACCAAGCUACUCCGUACUGGGGAGCAACAGAAGAGCUAAGGAGGAGUUGAUAGUGGUCAAAUUUAGGGAGUUUCUCCAAUGUGUUGAAAAUAAAGAGCUGAGAGACACGUAUGGGGACAGGACUCUAACCAACGAUGAGGAGGCAUUCCUGAAGAUUUUGAGCCCUGGUCACAUCCUGGCAUUUGCUACAGGUAGCAGCAAAGUCCCAGCCAUUGGCUUUCAUCCAGCUCCUAAAUUAAUGUUUAUUCAUGAUGAAAAAAAACAUCUUCCCAUUGCACACACUUGUGCAAAUGAGCUCCACCUUUUUGUAAACGCAAAAACAAUGGCUGAUGAUGAUGAAUUUAACUACUGCUUCCUAGUAGCUCUAAUGAAUGGAUCUUUAUUCAGCACCAUUUAAACAAACAGUUCAACUGUUAAUUUGUGAAAGAACCCUUGCAGUGUAAUACACCACUGUUUAGUGCAGGGCUCCACAUGUUUGUUCAUAGAGGACAUAGUUUGUCCAUGUUAUAAAGCAAUGGUUUCAAUUGCAGUACAUAAAAAAGCUGAAAAAUAAAUACUUUAGAUUGUGUUUUUCCAUCUUGCUCCACACUCUUUGCCUUGUUUUCUUACAAAAAACGUUUACCUCUGUGAGGACUAUCUGACCCCUUCUUUAUACUGUAAGAUGUUGUACUGUAUGAUUGGAAGGAUAUGGAAUCAGUCAUCGCAGUAAUAAUAAAUUACCAAUGUAGUUACUUUAA
Messenger RNA from Carassius auratus (goldfish), 2945 nucleotides. RefSeq lists its product as uncharacterized. The record is from RefSeq and is a predicted model, not a curated record. Gene Ontology annotation, biological process: membrane fusion; Golgi organization; ubiquitin-dependent protein catabolic process. Gene Ontology annotation, molecular function: ubiquitin protein ligase activity. Bases 398 to 2605 code for a protein of 735 amino acids. NCBI's taxonomy places the organism in Eukaryota, Metazoa, Chordata, Actinopteri, Cypriniformes, Cyprinidae. The transcript has 12 exons. Gene Ontology annotation, cellular component: nucleus; cytoplasm; Golgi membrane.